This is a messenger RNA of Entrophospora candida, 400 nucleotides long. The record is from the annotation of a GenBank genome assembly. Lineage: Eukaryota; Fungi; Glomeromycota; Glomeromycetes; Entrophosporales; Entrophosporaceae.
GAGUUCUGUUAUUAAUAAACCAGGUGGAGAAAAAAGUUCACAAAUUAUAGAAAAAGAUAGUCAAAUAAAGAUAUCUCAAGAAGAAUCUAUUAAAGCUAAAUCAUCAACCAAAAAGGGUAAGGAGAAAUCUAGAACUGAUGAUCAAGAAAUAUCUGAUAGAGAUCAUUGGAAAGAAAAAAUCAAUUUACAAACCAUGAAACCUCCAGAAAUUUCAAAAACUAAUAUCAAUAUAUGUAAGCCUGUUGAAACUUUAAAUUCCGAAGUAACUUCUAAACAUAUUGUGGAAGCAUCAACAUUAACUGCUAAACCAACAGAGUUUCAAAGCAAUACUGAAGUUCAUAGUCAAAUUUCUAAACCUGAAGAAUCAUCCAAAUCUCCACUAAAAUUACAAUCAUCCUAG